UUAGGCUGCUUCCCUCCUCCCGGCUGCAUACAUGCUAUUGUGUUACAGCCUGGCUGCAGACUGGACGACCUAAUCAGACGCACAGGGCCCUGCCAAACAUGGACGCCUAUGUCGUGCUCCUGAAGAGGUUCAAAUUAAAGUUCAGGACUAGUAAUCAUUCUGUACGCUGUGGAUUGGCAGAGUUUCUGGGGAGUCUCAUUUUAAUUCUGUUUGGCUGCGGUUCGGUGGCUCAAAUGGAGUUAAGUGGUUUCGCCAAAGCCCAGUUCUUAAGUGUCAACAUGGCGUUUGGUUUUGCAGUCACUGCUGGGGCCUACGUGUGUGCUGGCGUGUCAGGUGCCCACCUCAAUCCAGCUGUCUCGCUCUCCAUGUACCUCCUCCAGAAGAUGACUGGCAGACUAUUGCUCAUCUACUGCUUGGCACAAUUCCUUGGAUCUUUUGUUGGGGCCGCCCUGGUGUUUGCGCUGUACUUCGAUGCUCUGCAUGUCUACAGUGGUGGGAACUGGACCGUAUCUGGACCUCAGGCAACAGCUGGGAUAUUUGCAUCAUAUCCGUCAGAACAUUUGAGUGUCCUCAACGGAUUUACUGAUCAGGUGAUUGCCACAGCUGCCUUGAUUAUCUGCAUCCUGGCCAUCCUAGAUGAAGCCAACAACGCCGCUCCUCGUGGUCUUCAGCCUUUUGUAAUUGGCCUUGUAGUCCUGCUAGUUGGUCUGUCUAUGGGCUUCAACUGUGGGUACCCCAUUAACCCAGCCCGGGACCUGGCACCUCGUAUCUUCACAGCCAUUGCUGGUUGGGGCCUUGAGGUCUUCAGGGCCGGCGGGCAUUGGUGGUGGGUGCCAGUGUUAGGUCCGAUGCUAGGAGGACUGGUGGGGACACUGAUCUAUGAACUUCUCAUUGGAAUCCACCACCCGGUUACCCUGCAUAAGAGUGGAUCUGAAGAAGACUGUGACGAGAAUCACCCGCCGCAGUAUGAGCUGGUUCAGACUACAGCAUGAAGUCCCACUUGCUACUGUGUGCGGUAUAUUGUGGAUAACCUAUCAUAGCCUGGACAGGGAGGAUAAAUACAAUGUACAGAUGGAGCCAUCUUUAUCUUGGCCUUUAAUAGGAUUAAUUGAGCCAGGGCAGUCGGACUUAAUCCCCUGCUGUAAUGACUUAAUUACCUGCUGUUUUGUUCUCUCUGUAUUGUAUUGCAGCUGAGAACAAUAGAUAAAGGGUUUAUGUAAAUAAACCAUGGUGUGCCUAGGUGCAGCAGAGAAGCCAAGAUAAAUGUGGCUCCAUCUGUACAUGAGAUCUGUCACAGAAGAAAUAUGAUAAUGCAGACUUCCUGCCAUAGCCCAAUUAAAUAUAAUUUACUCUUGUGAAGUACAGAAACACUGCAUUACUUGUUGCGGGAAUGUAGGGAUGAGAUAAUACACAGGUGACAGGACUUUACCCCACACAAGAACCACAAAAAAUUGAUUGCCUUGCUUAUGUGAGCAGUUCAACCGGACACUGCAAGUGUUCAUUCUACACCUAAGCAACUUGUCCUCUAAUGAGGGAUUUAUCUAGGCUGGAAACAAAUAAUUCCACUGCUUAACUCUCCUUACAGGCAGCCAUUAUAGCUGGUACUUUUAGCAAUUAAGUUAAUGUGAUGUUUGUACAUACAUGAGCUCCCAAUUGUCUAUAGAAGCCUAUUUACAGUGUGGCACCGCAGACCCAACUCUCUAACAGGCCUGGCCAACCUGUGGCUCUCCAGCUGUUAUAAAACUACAAGUCCCAUCAUGCCUUGCCACAGUUUUGCUAUUAGGGAAUGCUAAACCUGUGGCAGGGCAUGCUGGGAUGUGUAGUUUCACAGCAUCUGGAGAGCCACAGGUUGGCCAGGCCUGUUCUAUAAUGUUGUACGUUAUAAUGGGAUGGAGACGGGAUCCCGAUCGCCAGAAUGUGGGCAGGGGGAGCGAUGCAACAAAGCCCCUUGCGGGCUCGCCACAGGUUCUAUGUCGUGGACACCCAGGAGUGGGAAUAGCUGUGGCAGCGCUGCCAUUGUUCUGGCGGUCGGGAUUCUGGCGACGGUAUUCUGAUCACCGGCAUCCUGACUACAUCCCGUUAUAAUUGUCCAUAAAAUAAGCUUAUUUUCCUCCUUUUUAAAGAAAACCAAAUAUUAAAAAAAAACCUGUCCUUUAAAAUAUGGGGUGUUUUUUUCUGUAAACAAUCGGGAAAGCUGUACAGUGACUAUUACUACUGUUGCGUGGUGAUGGCCAGUCAUUGGCUCUGCAUGCGAUAACCAGACCUGGGUGCUGCACUGUCUCGUUCAGUGUGUACCUAGUAUUAAUAACUGCCAUUAUCAGACAGAACAGGCUGAGAAUUGGCUAAUUGACCCUUUUAUUGCACAUUGUGUAGCUCACUUUAAUCUUCCAUAUAUGGUAGAACAGUGCUGUCUAGUGGCCAUAGCUGGAAUUACGGGGCUGCUGUCACAUUUCAUUUCAAAAUGUUUUAAGAGACAGAAACUGAAUUCACUCAGAGCUAUUAACAUACGAGCUUGUAUAAUGUGCUUCAUAGACUGAGGGCUAUAUUCACGCUGCCUAAACCACUAUGCCCCCAGCAUACACUUCAGCUGCUGUUUGCUAUUCACUGAUGCUUGUUUGUUACUUACACAAGUUACUGUAAUUAAAUGACUGUUUUAAUUCUCAAAUGUUUUAGAUUGAAGGCUCUAAGGGGUCGUGAUUCAAUUGGGUGCAAGGCAGCUCUGAACUUCUGCUUCCAGCCCUGUAGCGUUAUGUACUAAAAGUCCCCGGGUCUGGGGUGAGAUGAAGUGGCGCUGCCACCGCAAUUCAGACUCUUUGCACUUAAUUGAGUCGCUGGUUUAAUGUCACGUUUAUCAAAUAGAAUGUGCUGAUUAAACCUAUGUAAUGUUUUACUUUGGCAGAAGCCUCUUACAGUGUGUGUGUGUAUUUAGAAAUUUGAAUAAAGUAAACUUAAUGCAACAUUU
Molecule: messenger RNA, 2962 nt
Organism: Pseudophryne corroboree (corroboree frog)
Lineage: Eukaryota; Metazoa; Chordata; Amphibia; Anura; Myobatrachidae
Product: aquaporin-3-like
Exons: 6
Coding region: 99-992 (297 amino acids)
Biological process (GO): water transport; glycerol transmembrane transport
Cellular component (GO): basolateral plasma membrane; plasma membrane
Molecular function (GO): water channel activity; glycerol channel activity; urea transmembrane transporter activity
Source: RefSeq, a predicted model, not a curated record